Messenger RNA from Rattus norvegicus (Norway rat), 3528 nucleotides. It is a transcript of the gene Ddx56, whose product is annotated as DEAD-box helicase 56. The record is from RefSeq and is marked validated. Gene Ontology annotation, cellular component: nucleus; cytosol; nucleolus. The transcript has 14 exons. Gene Ontology annotation, molecular function: hydrolase activity; nucleotide binding; RNA stem-loop binding. Gene Ontology annotation, biological process: defense response to virus; negative regulation of type I interferon production. Bases 24 to 1664 code for a protein of 546 amino acids. NCBI's taxonomy places the organism in Eukaryota, Metazoa, Chordata, Mammalia, Rodentia, Muridae.
ACUGUCAGCGUGGAAGUCACGCCAUGGAGGACCAAGAAGCGCUGGGUUUUGAACACAUGGGGCUGGAUCCCCGGCUCCUGCAGGCUGUCACCGACUUGGGCUGGUCACGACCUACGCUAAUCCAGGAAAAAGCCAUACCUCUGGCGCUGGAGGGGAAGGACCUCCUGGCCCGCGCCCGCACAGGCUCCGGGAAGACCGCAGCUUAUGCUAUUCCGAUGCUGCAGUUGCUUCUCCACAAGAAGGCGACAGGUCCCGUAAUGGAACAAGCUGUGAGGGGCCUUGUCCUUGUUCCUACUAAGGAGCUGGCAAGGCAGGCCCAGUCCAUGAUCCAGCAGCUGGCCUCCUACUGUGCUCGCGAUGUGAGAGUGGCUAAUGUCUCAGCCGCUGAAGACUCAGCUUCUCAGAGAGCUGUGUUGAUGGAGAAGCCCGAUGUGGUGGUGGGGACCCCAUCCCGGAUAUUAAACCACUUGCAGCAGAAAAACUUGAAACUCCGGGACUCUCUGGAGCUGCUGGUAGUGGACGAAGCUGACCUUCUUUUUUCCUUUGGCUUUGAGGAUGAACUCAAGAGUCUUCUCUGUCACUUGCCUCGGAUUUACCAGGCUUUUCUCAUGUCGGCCACUUUCAAUGAGGAUGUGCAAACCCUGAAGGAGCUAGUGCUACAUAACCCGGUUACUCUCAAGUUACAGGAGUCCCAGCUGCCGGGGCCAGAUCAGCUCCAGCAGUUUCAGGUGGUCUGUGAGACUGAGGAAGACAAGUUCUUGCUGCUGUACGCUCUGCUCAAGCUGUCCCUGAUCCGGGGCAAAGCGCUUCUCUUUGUCAACACUCUAGAGAGAGGUUACCGGCUCCGUCUUUUCCUGGAGCAGUUCAGCAUUCCCUCCUGCGUGCUCAAUGGAGAACUCCCACUGCGCUCCAGGUGCCACAUCAUCUCACAGUUCAACCAAGGCUUGUAUGAUUGCGUCAUAGCCACAGACGCAGAAAUCCUGGGACCCCAAGUCAAAGCCAAGCGGCAAGGCCGCGGGUCCAAAGGAGACAAGGCAUCUGAUCCUGAGUCAGGUGUGGCCCGGGGCAUAGACUUCCACCAUGUGUCUGCCGUCCUGAAUUUUGACCUUCCUCCCACUGCAGAAGCCUAUGUCCACCGAGCUGGCAGGACAGCUCGAGCCAACAACCCAGGCAUAGUUCUGACCUUCGUGCUGCCCACGGAACAGUCUUCUUUGGGAAAGAUUGAGGAGCUUCUCAGUGGAGAGGGCCAGGCCCCCAUCCUGCUUCCCUACCAGUUCCAGAUGGAGGAGAUUGAAAGCUUUCGCUAUCGAUGCAGGGAUGCCAUGCGCUCCGUGACGAAGCAGGCCAUUCGAGAGGCAAGGCUGAAGGAGAUCAAGGAGGAGCUUCUGCACUCAGAGAAGCUCAAGACAUACUUUGAAGACAACCCCAGGGACCUCCAGCUGCUACGCCAUGAUCUGCCCUUGCACCCGGCAGUGGUGAAGCCUCAUUUGGGCAAUGUCCCCGACUACUUGGUUCCUGCCGCUCUUCGUGGCCUUGUACAUCCUCGAAAGAAACGGAGAAAGAUGCCCUUCUCUAGAAAGGCUAAGAAGGUGAAGACCCAGAACCCACUGCGUGACUUCAAGCACAGGGGGAAGAAGCCUAAACCCACAGCAAAGCCUUCUUGAGGUUGCCUGAGCCUGGGGACACUGAAUUGGGCAUCCUGGCCUGUGUGGACUGGGCUGCCCACUCCUUGUGGGCACAUUCUGGUGCUUGCUGUUUGGACAGACUACUUUGAGGAAGCAGCUUUGGACACCCCGUCACCUUGGCACUGCUGGGCUGCCAUGUUGUCCGUUAGCAGAAUAAAGAUUCCGUCUGCUCCAGGCUGUGACCCUCUGGACUGUGGGAAGAAACUGCUUUCCCAUAUCUCCAGAGCUGGCAGACUUCGAAAAGGCGAUCCUGUCUGGCUCUGCUGCUGCGUGCAGUGCCGCCGCUGGCACGCAGAGGCCAGGUGUCCUGGUUCUGCUGGUCCAGUGUGGGGCUGGGGCUGACCCAGAGCCCUGUAUUGAGUUCUACUGAUGCAGACCAGCUGACAGGUGGGCUUCUCUUCUUCUAAGUCAGACCCUAAGCCUGCAUCUCACCAGCACAUGCAUGUUCCCAUUCAGAGAAAAGGUGACUAAGCCCUGGGAGACGAGGCGCUCGUGUCCCUUCCUAGGUGAAGGAGCGGGACAGUGUGUUUGUCUCAGAAGCACAAGUGGUAGUAUAGGGAGUGCACGCCGUGAGACCCUUCCUCCGUGUCCCAGCCUGAGCCCUGGCUACGGGAGUAUUCAUUCAGAGCAGGUGAUUCUCCGCAUCCUCCUACCUGACCCGGGUACCACAGUGUGACCCACGGCUGUCUGCCUGUCAGUUCUUAUCAGGCGUGGUAAGGCGAGGCUGGGGUGGGGAGAGACAGUGGAGGGUGGGAGAACUGUCACAUCUGGUGAGGCUCUGGUUAUAGUUAGGGUGUGUGGCUUAGUGACAGGAUCUGAGACUUGGGGUUUCUUUAUCUUAACUCCAAGGGUCUUCAGAAAGCUGGAGUCUGUCACCUGGGAAGACAGGGAUUGUGAGUGGAUAGAUAGAUUCCAGAGCCUUGAUGUCCACAGUGGUAUAGACCUGUGCUCAGUUGUACUGAGAAAAGGUCCUGGAGCUGGAGAUCAAGAACAACCCUGGGGCUGGGAAAUGGUUGUAGAUAAAGCGUUUGCUAUGCAAGUAGUGAGGGCCAGCAUUUGCAGCCGCAGCAUCCAAAUUAAAGCUGAGUGGCAGCCCGCAUCUCCAAUUCCAUUGUGUGCCUUGUGGGCAGGGAGAGCUAAAGGAACUUGCUAGCUAGGCUGUGUGGCCCAAACAGGAAGCUCUAGGUUCAGGGAAAGACCGCGUCCUAAAAGCUAAGAUGGAGAGCAAUGGAGGAAGACCCUGGUCUCAGCCUGUGACCUCGCGGGCAUGACAGCAUGUACCAGCACACGCAAGCAAAGAGCAGUCGCUGGCCUUUUCCGUCCUGCCUUGUGACAGCCCCGGACAGUCGAGUGCCCCGAGGUGAAUGUUGCAUCCAUGCCUGCUGUUCCUGUAGCAUUGCCUGUGGUUCUGACACUUUAGUUACCAUGGUGAGGACAUGUGCCCCAGAACCUUCACCCAAUGGAGAGAUCGGGUUUCCCUGGUGAGGGUUCCUGUGGGACGAUGAAGCUGGUAUAAAGUCACCAAGGCGUAGGACCAGAGCUGUGGCGGGGAGUGUGGCAAAGGUCACACGCACUGCACGUUUUCCUUGCAACUUAGAGCAGCCCUUGGGAGGCGGUUCUCGUGCUCUAGCUGGGGUAGCUGAGGCUUAAACCAGCUCAGUGGGACUGGCGUGAUGGCUCAUCAGGUAAAGGUGCUUGCCUAUAAGGUGUAUGAACUAAGGUCAGUUUUUAGGACCCCUGUGUUAGAAGGAAAGAACUGAUUGCUACAAGUUUUCUGACCUCCGCAUAUGUGCUAUGGCAUUUGUGCCCCCAUGCCCCAUAAAUAAAUUGAAAAUUAAAGCAA